Messenger RNA from Pogonomyrmex barbatus (red harvester ant), 1183 nucleotides. RefSeq names its product odorant receptor 13a-like. Lineage: Eukaryota; Metazoa; Arthropoda; Insecta; Hymenoptera; Formicidae. The record is from RefSeq and is a predicted model, not a curated record.
CUGUCGUUAUUUUGCAUCGCAUAUAUAUUCUGCCGAAAUUAUGGAUUUGAUGGAGUGCUUAUCCACCCUCAUUGCACAUACGAAAAUAAUGUUCAAAUUUUUUGUGUUUUGGUUCAAUCAGCGAAAAUUCAUCGAAAUUUUGACAGACAUGGCAGAAGAUUGGAGUGAUAGUGCUAAUAGUGAUAUCAGCAUGCGUGAAACACUACAUAAAGCAAAAUUGUCGGAUCGUAUUACUAAUACCAUCAUCAUUCUUCACACUAUGACAAUUGUUACAUUUUGCAUUGGUAUCUUUCUGGCCAAUGUCGAUGUCAACGAUGAGAUAGAAUUGCCUUUUGCUACCAAAAUAGACAUUCCUUUUGAAAUAAAAACACAAUUCACGUACAGAAUUAUCUUACUUAUAGAAUUUUUGCAUUUGAUUUGUUGUGGAUGGGCCGCUGGCGUAACAAACUCUUUACUAUUAACACUACUUCAUUUUUUUCAGGUUUUACAUACGGUUGGUCAAAUUGAAAUUACGCGACACUGGUUGGUGAAUCUUGUUUCUCAUGAAAAUAAUCAUACAUCGUUCAUUGAAACUACAAGCAAAAUUAUUGAAAAACAUAAAAAAAUCAUCAAUUUUUCAAGAAAUAUUGAAAGUCUGUAUUCGUAUAUUGCGUUGCUUCAAUUUGUGUCAAAUACGUUAAUGAUAUGUAUGCUGGGUUUUCUUAUCGUAACAGCAAUUGGAAGCCCCGAUGCGGUAAAACAAAUAUUGAAAUCAUUUUUAUUUUAUACUAUAACAAAUCUUGAAGCAUUUAUAUUUUGCUAUGCUGGAGAAUAUUUACACAACAAGAGCAAAGAAAUUGGUGUUGCAGCGUACGACAGUAAAUGGUACAAUUUGAAAUCUAAAAAAAGUCGUAUUUUGUUGUUUAUUAUGUUAAGAUCACAGAAACAAUUGUCACUCACAGUAGGAAAGAUGACGGAUCUCUCCUUAGAAACAUUUACAAGUGUAAGAAUAUAUUACGUAAGAAACAUUAUAGGCAAAUUGUUCAUUUUUAUUCUUGUUCAUUGUUUUAGAUUAUGAAUGCUUCGGGGUCGUACUUAUCGAUGCUGUUAGCAAUGCAAUAACUAGAUUGACAAUCUCUAAAUAAUCACUGAGAAUUUAGUAUUAUUUGUAAAUCACUAGUUAUAAAAACACAUUUUGUAAUAU